ACGCCAAUGGGUUUGCUAACUAUUUUAAGGAAAAUGAGGCAAAAAGAGCGGGAGAUGAGACUACUGAUACUAGGUCUGGACAACGCCGGCAAGACGACUGUUGUAAAGCGGCUGAACGGUGAAGACAUCAGCACCAUCCCUCCGACGCUGGGUUUCAGGAUCAUCACGUUGGAGCACAGAGACUACAAGUUAAACAUCUGGGACGUCGGUGGCCAGAAGUCUCUCCGCUCUUACUGGAGGAACUACUUUGAGCGUACGGACGGUUUGGUGUGGGUGGUGGACAGCGCCGAUCGACAACGCAUGGAGGACUGUAGGCAGGAGCUCCAUAAACUGCUUUUGGAGGAGAGGCUACUCGGAUCCACGUUGUUGGUGUUUGCGAACAAGCAAGACUUGCCAGGAGCCUUGUCAGAAGAAGCGAUUCGAUCUGCGUUGGCCCUGGAUGACAUCAAGAACCAUCACUGGUGUUUGAUUGCAUGCAGCGCAGUGACGGGACAGAAUCUUCUCGCAGGAGUGGACUGGUUGUUGGAUGAUAUAGCGGCAAGGAUCUUCAACGCUGAUUGA
Molecule: messenger RNA, 561 nt
Organism: Nerophis lumbriciformis (worm pipefish)
Lineage: Eukaryota; Metazoa; Chordata; Actinopteri; Syngnathiformes; Syngnathidae
Source: RefSeq, a predicted model, not a curated record